Cyclopterus lumpus (lumpfish) is the source of this 3879-nucleotide messenger RNA. RefSeq names its product poly [ADP-ribose] polymerase tankyrase-1. Lineage: Eukaryota; Metazoa; Chordata; Actinopteri; Perciformes; Cyclopteridae. The coding region runs from base 46 to 3849 and encodes 1267 amino acids. The transcript is spliced from 28 exons. The record is from RefSeq and is a predicted model, not a curated record. Gene Ontology annotation, molecular function: protein binding; NAD+ poly-ADP-ribosyltransferase activity.
CGGAAAGGAGGAGCAGCUUUUUAUUGUCGUCUGAGAGCUGCUGUAAUGGCGGUGUCUCGUCGUUCCUCGCAGCAGCAACAACAGCAAAGCGCCCUGCAGUCUCCGCCGAGAAACAGCUCUAUUUCUGGCGCUCCUCUGGUGUCUCCGCCGAUGGCUCUGCCGUCCUCGGCCCCCGUACCACCGGAGAGUGAGAGGGAAUGCAGCGGGGGGAUCGAGGUGGCCGUGGCCUCCCCGGACCUGCCCGUCCCAGUCCUCGCGAGCAGCGCGAGCUUCACCACGACAACCUCCUCCGGUGGCGGCGGCGGCAGCAGCAGCAGCGUCUCGAGCCCCGGUUCAGGAGCUGCCAGCCCCGCGGACGGGAGCAGCGGCAUCGGCGGGGCGUUCAGGGAGCUGUUCGAGGCCUGUCGUAACGGAGACGUAUCCAGAGUAAAGAGACUCGUCGAUUCGGUGAAUGUAAACGCGAAGGACAUGGCUGGACGGAAAUCCACUCCCCUUCACUUCGCUGCGGGUUUUGGCAGAAAAGAUGUGGUGGAGCAUCUCUUGCAGACGGGGGCUAAUGUUCAUGCCAGGGAUGAUGGAGGACUUAUCCCCCUACAUAAUGCCUGCUCUUUCGGCCACGCAGAAGUUGUCAGCCUCCUCUUGUGUCAGGGCGCAGACCCCAACGCCAGAGAUAACUGGAACUACACUCCCUUGCACGAGGCUGCCAUCAAGGGAAAGAUUGAUGUUUGCAUUGUGUUACUCCAACACGGAGCUGAUCCAAACAUCCGCAACACUGAUGGAAAAUCUGCUUUGGAUCUAGCCGACCCUUCAGCCAAAACGGUUCUCACUGGUGAAUACAAGAAGGAUGAACUUCUAGAAGCCGCUAGGAGUGGAAAUGAAGAAAAGCUGAUGGCACUGCUGACUCCGUUAAAUGUCAACUGUCAUGCAAGCGAUGGCCGCAAGUCAACAUCCCAAAAAAUGCUGUCCACACCCCUCCAUCUGGCUGCUGGCUACAACCGGGUCCGCAUUGUCCAGCUCCUUCUGCAGCAUGGAGCCGAUGUUCACGCCAAGGACAAAGGAGGCCUGGUUCCACUUCACAACGCCUGCUCCUAUGGCCACUUUGAGGUCACUGAGCUUCUGCUUAAACAUGGGGCCUGUGUGAAUGCCAUGGACCUGUGGCAGUUCACUCCUCUCCACGAGGCAGCGUCCAAGAACCGAGUGGAGGUCUGCUCCCUGCUGCUGAGCCACGGGGCCGACCCCACCCUGCUGAACUGUCACAGCAAGAGUGCCGUGGACAUGGCCCCCACUCCAGAACUUAAAGAAAGGCUCACCUAUGAGUUCAAAGGUCACUCGCUGCUCCAGGCAGCCAGAGAGGCAGACAUGGCCAAAGUGAAGAAGACGCUGGCUCUGGAGAUCAUCAGCUUCAAACAUCCUCAGACCAACGAGACUGCUCUGCACUGUGCUGUGGCUUCCCCCCAUCCCAAGAGGAAGCAAGUGACUGAGUUGUUGCUGCGUAAAGGUGCCAACAUUAAUGAGAAGAACAAAGACUUCAUGACUCCAUUGCAUGUGGCUGCUGAGAAAGCUCACAAUGAUAUCCUGGAGGUUCUGCAGAAACAUGGAGCAAAGGUGAAUGCUGUGGACACACUAGGUCAGACGGCUCUUCAUAGAGCUGCUCUGGCUGGUCACAUCCAGACCUGCAAGCUACUACUGAGCUACGGGGCCGACCCCUCCAUCGUGUCUCUGCAGGGUUUCACCGCUGCGCAGAUGGGUAAUGAGGCUGUACAACAGAUUCUUAAUGAAAAUGUCCCAACACGUAAUUCUGACGUUGACUACAGAUUUCUGGAGGCAGCCAAAGCAGGGGAUCUGGACACAGUACAACAACUUUGCACUCCCCAGAAUGUAAACUGCCGGGACUUGGAGGGCCGCCACUCUACUCCUCUCCACUUUGCAGCUGGUUACAACCGAGUGGCUGUUGUUGAAUACCUGCUACACCAUGGAGCUGAUGUCCAUGCCAAAGACAAGGGCGGUCUGGUUCCCCUCCACAACGCAUGCUCCUACGGUCACUAUGAAGUAGCUGAGCUGCUGGUCAGACAUGGAGCUUCAGUCAAUGUGGCCGACUUGUGGAAAUUCACCCCGCUUCAUGAGGCUGCAGCCAAAGGAAAAUAUGAGAUCUGCAAACUGCUGCUCAAACACGGAGCCGACCCAUCCAAGAAGAACCGUGACGGCAACAUACCACUGGACAUGGUGAAAGAUGGAGACACAGACAUCCAGGACCUGCUGAGGGGUGAUGCUGCCCUGCUGGACGCUGCCAAGAAGGGCUGCCUGGCAAGAGUCCAGAAACUUUGCUCCCCAGAGAAUAUCAACUGCAGAGACACACAGGGGCGCAACUCCACACCACUCCACCUUGCAGCUGGGUACAACAACCUUGAAGUGGCAGAGUACCUGCUGGAGCAUGGAGCUGAUGUCAACGCCCAGGACAAAGGAGGCCUUAUCCCUCUUCAUAAUGCUGCUUCUUAUGGGCAUGUGGACAUCGCAGCCUUACUGAUCAAGUACAAUACGUGUGUGAAUGCUACAGACAAAUGGGCUUUCACACCCCUUCAUGAGGCGGCACAGAAGGGUCGUACACAGCUCUGUGCGCUGCUGCUGGCUCACGGAGCCGACCCCACCAUGAAGAACCAAGAGGGCCAGACCGCCUUGGACCUGGCCACGGCUGAUGAUAUCCGAGCCCUACUGAUGGACGCCAUGCCACCAGAUGCCCUGCCCAGCUGCUUUAAGCCCCAGGCCACAGUGGUCAGCGCCUCAGUCAUUUCCCCUGUCUCCACACCAUCCUGUCUGUCGGCCGCCAGCAGCAUAGACAACCUUGCUGGACCGCUCGCUGAGCUGGCCGCCGGUGCUGCAGCCGGGUCCUCCGGCGUGGCAGAUGGAGCCACAGGCACCGACCGCAAGGAAGGGGAGAUGGCCAUGCUGGACAUGAAUAUAAGUCAAUUCAUGAAGAGCCUGGGCCUUGAGCACCUGAGGGACAUCUUUGAGAGGGAACAGAUCACUUUGGAUGUGCUAGCUGACAUGGGUCACGAGGAGCUGAAGGAGAUUGGAAUUAAUGCUUAUGGCCACCGACAUAAGCUUAUCAAGGGUGUUGAGAGGCUGCUUGGGGGCCAGCAAGGUGGCAACGCCUACCUGACAUUCCAUUGUGCCAGCCAGGGUACCAUCCUGAUAGACCUCGCUCCAGACGACAAGGAGUACCAGUCUGUGGAGGAGGAGUUGCAGAGCACCAUCAGGGAGCACAGAGAUGGAGGCAACGCUGGCGGUGUGUUCAGCAAAUACAACAUCAUCAAGAUUCAAAAGGUGGUAAAUAAGAAGCUGAGGGAACGUUACACCCACCGGCAGAAGGAGAUUGCAGAUGAGAACCACAACCAUCACAAUGAGCGGAUGUUGUUUCACGGUUCCCCGUUUAUCAACGCCAUCAUCCACAAAGGCUUUGAUGAGCGUCACGCUUACAUAGGAGGGAUGUUUGGAGCAGGGAUCUACUUUGCAGAGAACUCCUCAAAGAGCAAUCAGUACGUCUACGGCAUCGGUGGAGGCACAGGCUGCCCGACGCACAAAGACCGAUCCUGCUAUCUGUGCCACAGGCAGAUGCUGUUCUGCCGAGUGACCCUGGGGAAGUCCUUCCUACAGUUCAGUGCCAUGAAGAUGGCCCACGCCCCCCCAGGACACCACUCGGUGAUUGGCCGGCCCAGUGUUAAUGGCCUGGCCUACGCCGAGUACGUCAUCUACAGAGGAGAGCAGGCCUUCCCAGAGUACCUCAUCACCUACCAGAUCCUUAAACCAGAGAGCGCAGCCCAGUCUGCUGCAGGAACUGAGCAGAAGUCAUAAUCACUUUACAUCUCACACACACACACAAGG